UUUGUCUGGUCCACGAACGAGACUAAGCCAGGACUGGAUGCCUGCAGAGAAAACUACUCUCAUCCUCCAGUGCCUUCUGUUAUAGCUAUCAUUGUAGUCUGAUUUCUGAAGCCUGCCCAAUGAAACCACCACCAUAUGUGCCACAACCUAAUGCGUCCUUGUUGGAGACACUACGCAUACACCCUGCUUCAGGUAAGAGCAGUCCAUUAGCUUCUGCUUUCAACAGUUAUCUCUACAACAUAGCCAUGAACAUCAGAGUGACUGAGUGUUGUCAUAAGCUGUUAAAAAUA
Geodia barretti is the source of this 290-nucleotide messenger RNA. The record is from the annotation of a GenBank genome assembly. NCBI's taxonomy places the organism in Eukaryota, Metazoa, Porifera, Demospongiae, Tetractinellida, Geodiidae.